AUAUGCAUUUUCAUAUUUUCAACUGAAUAGGUUAAAGAAUAUGAAGAUGGGGAGGUCGGUAGCAGCUUUCGGAAACUAUCAGCCAGCUAGCAACAACUGACGAUGAUGCGGUGUCCAGUUUGCUAUAAUAACAUCACCAAUCAGGUUCAUUGUUGUGAUUUUCUAGGCCUGUUGCUAGAUCUGAAUCUAAGAUUCAGCUGCUUUAUAUGCAAAGUUGACUAUUAGUAAAACUACCAAAUUUCUGUAUUUUAUUAAUGUUUCUAGUCAUUGUUUAGGUAGCUCCAGUGGCGUUUCUAUGAUUUGAUUACACAAGGGGAACGAACACUAGUAGGGGGGUCCGUGGGCAUCCUCUCUGGAAGAAAACAUUUUAGUUUCAAUAGCUAAAUGCAUCAAUCUGGUUAAUUUUGAGAUUAACAUUGAGAGAUUAUAAUUAUUAAAGCUGCAACAUGUAACUUUUUGGGUGGCUGUCCAAAUUCACAUAGAAAUGUGAAUCAUAGAUCGGUCAUUCUCAUUGAAAGGACGUCUAAGAAUGGGAUAUGUUCUAUGUGCGCUAUUUCUAUGCUUAAGUAUAGUUUUUUUUCUUUAGCUUUCAGUUUUGUACAGAAGCUUCCAAGAACUUAAAUAUAUACCCUACCGGUCAAAAGUUUUAGAACACCUACUCAUUCAGAGGGUUUUUACAUUAUUAUUUUAAAAAAAUAUAUUUUCUACAUUGUAGAGUAAUACUGAAGACAGAAUCAUUUAGUAACAAAAAAAAGUGUUAAACAAAUCAAAAUAUAUUUUAGAUGAGAGUUUUUUUCAAAUAGCCACCCUUUGCCUUGAUGACAGCUUUGCAAGCUCUUGGCAUUCUCUCAACCGCUUCAUGGGGUAGUCACUUGGAAUGUAUUUCAAUUAACAGGUGUGCCUUUUUAAGUUAAUUUGUGGAAUUUCUUUCCUUAAUGUGUUUGAGCCAAUCAGUUGUGUUGUGACAAGGUAGGAAAAUAGGGCUACCAAAUAGGGCUAUUUUCCCUAUACAAACAGCACAAAUAAGCAAAGAGAAACGAGAGUACAUCAUUACUUUAAGACAUGAAGGUCAGUCAAUACGGAAAAUUUAAAGAACUUUGAACGUUUCUUCAAGUGCAGUCGCAAAAACCUUCAAGCUCUAUGAUGAAACUGGCUCUCAUGAGGACCACCACAGGAAUGGAAGACCUAGAGUUACCUCUGCUGCAGAGGAUAAGUUCAUUACAGUUACCAGCCUUAGAAAUUGCAGCCCAAAUAAAUGCUUCACAGAGUUCAAGUAACAGACACAUCUCAACAUCAAUUGUUCAGAGAAGACUGUGUGAAUCAGGCUUUCAUGGUCGAAUUGCUGCAAAGAAACCACUACUAAAGGACACCAAUACAAAGAAGAGACUUGUUUGGGCCAAGAAACACGAGCAAUGGACAUUAGAUCGGUGGAAAUUUGUCCUUUGGUCAGGAGACCAAAUUGGAGACGUUUGGUUCCAACCGCUGUUUCUUUAUGAGACGCAGUGUGGGUGAACGGAUGAUCUCUGCAUGUGUAUUUCAACAGGACAAAGACCCCAACACACCUCCAGGCUGUGUAAGGGCUAUUUUACCAAGAAGGAGAGUGAUGGAGUGCUGCAUCAGAUGACCUGGUCUCCACAAUCCCCCGGCCUCAACCCAAUUGAGAUGGUUUUGGAUGAGUUGGACUGCAGAGUGAAGGAAGAGCAGCCAGCAAGUGCUCAGCAUAUGAGGGAACUCCUUCAAGACUGUUAGAAAAGCAUUCUAGGUGAAGCUGCUUGUAAGAAUGCCAAGAGUGUGCAAAGCUGUCAAGGCAAAGGUUGGCUAUUUGAAGAAUCUCAAAUAUAAAAUAUAUUUAGUUUUUUUUUUUGUUACUACAUGAUUCCAUGUGUGUUAUUUCAUAGUUUUUACAUCUUCAGUAUUAUUCUACAAUGUAGAAAAUAGUAAAAUAAAGAGAACCCUUGAAUGAGUAGGUGUUUAGAUUGUAGUGAUUCUCUACACUGAGGGCUUGUUUUGUCACAUAAACUGAAGUUAGGCAAAUUAUUUAGAAUUUUUGCAACCAGGAAAUGGUGGAGCGAUUUCUGCAUAUUGCACCUUUUUAAAGAAUUUGGUAAAAAAUUAUAAUAAAUGUAGGUAAACUAUCACUUUUUAAAAUAGGUCUUGAAGAAAGUCCUGCAGGGGAUAUAUUUCCCCUUCAGAGGUUUGAAAAUAUUCAUUAUAAUUAAUUACUCCCAAGUCACCUCAACUUCAAGAAAAAUCUAAAGGUGGUUGAGGAUGACUAGUUGCAGACACUUGUCAUCUUUUAGUAUGUAGACAAGAUAUUUUGUGAACACAAACAAAAUGACAAAAUAAUUGAGGUAAGAUAUGUAGUCUAUUUCCCUUUGACUAAAUGAAGUGAGAUGAAGUUGUUAUCCACCUUGUAUUUCAAUAUAACCUAUUCUUAUUUAUGACUUACAGUCAACAUGUCCAUGACAUAGCUUACCUACAUGAAUGCCUACAAAAUGCAUAGCCUCUGACAAGCACUAAUAAUGAGCCUUUUUAGUGUGCAGGUCACACGCCUGACAGAGUGAGGUUUACAACAGUUAUCUACUGUGACACACUGUGUCAUCAUGAGAACAGUGACCCUGAUCACUGAAGUCUACUUUACUCUGAUCCUUCUCAGGGAUAUGAAGUGAAAAGGUCUGAUCCCAAGAGAUAUCUAAAACUAAUGAUUCCAUGUCUCUUUGGAAUGUGUUUCCGAGGGAUGCAGUAAAGCAGGUAGGCAACUAGAUUCAGCCUAGGAGCUUUUUUUGUUUUUGUCCGAGCGAUUGGUCGGGAAAGUUGACCACAACUAGGCCCAAAAAGAGACUGUAUUUGAAAAUAACAAUUUCAUACCUUGAUUACAUUGAGACACGAUCAUGUCUCUUUUUUAAAUUUUUAUUUGUGGGAAUACUUGGGAACAGAUUUAUUAAAUUAUACUCAUUUUUAGACGAAUUCCUGGUGAUUAGUCAUUUUUUGACCAGUCUUUUUAUUUGUUAUUUUUGGUCACAUUCUGGUGUUGGUGCGUAAAGCAAGGUCAGCCGACAGCACAAGGCAGGGGACUGGGGGGAGAACGCACUGACAAGAACGUGUAGGCUACUGGGAAAGCAGGUUGUAGUAAGCACUUGGAGAGAGCUGAGAAGGCCAAAGCUGUAAUGUGUGUUUGUCUUGUUGCAGAUUGAACUAAGGGUUCACUGCUGGGUGACAAUACAUCCACUUUGAGGAUAAACUGACAAGCAGUCAUCUGUGUCCUGAAUGUCACAAGAGCCACCACAAACUUUCAGACUGACCCCUCAACCCAAACUCUGAAUACCCUCAACUCAGCUCUUUAGUGUUGAAGUCUGUGUUGAACAGAGUAGAGUGAAUUUGGGGGUGUUUUAGGUAGUGUUUUUGGGGCUGUGCCAGCUGGGUGGUGUCCCAUGGCGAUUAACAGUGAGGCGAGGGACUGGGCCGAGGCUGGGAGUGAAGAUGCUGGUGAGAGGGCGUGGCUACUGCAGAGCCCCAGUGUGGAGUCCGUUCGCCCCCCUUUGUCAGACAGGGAGAGGAGUGGAGGGGUGUCUGCCACAGCCGCUGUCUUCAUUGUGGUGAACGCUGCGCUGGGGGCAGGACUACUCAACUUCCCUGCCGCCUUCAACAUGGCCGGAGGCGUGAUUGCAGGGGUGGUGCUACAGAUGUCCAUGCUGAUUUUCAUCAUCAGCGGUCUGGUGAUCCUGGCAUACUGCUCCCAGGUCAGUAAUGAGAGCACCUACCAGGAGGUGGUGCGGGCCUCGUGUGGGAAGGUCACUGGGGUAAUCUGUGAGGUGGCCAUCGCCGUCUACACCUUUGGCACCUGCAUCGCCUUCUUUAUCGUCAUUGGAGACCAGCUGGACCGCUUGAUAGCUGCAAUAGCUCAUUUGCCAGACGGUGUGGUCGGUGGUCACUGGUACAUUGACCGUAAGUUCACCAUUUGUGUGACUGCUGUCCUGGUCAUUCUGCCUCUUUCCAUCCCCAAAGAGAUUGGCUUCCAGAAAUACGCCAGUGCGCUGAGUGUUGUUGGCACCUGGUAUGUCACCAUUGUGGUUAUACUGAAAUACAUCUGGCCUGAUAAAGAGAUGACCCCCGGCUACAUUGCAACCAGCCCGUCCUCCUGGAGUGCAGUAUUGAACGCCAUGCCCACCAUAUGCUUUGGCUUCCAGUGUCAUGUGAGCAGUGUGCCAGUGUUUAACAGCAUGAGAAGGAGUGAACUCAAGCCCUGGGGAGGUGUGGUCACCGUCGGCAUGAUCAUCUGCCUCUUUGUCUACACUGGCACAGGUGUCUGUGGCUUUCUGUCGUUUGGGUCUAACGUCAGUCAGGAUGUACUGAUGUCAUAUCCUCCUAAUGACAUCGCCGUGGCGAUCGCAAGGGCCUUCAUCGUCAUCUGUGUUAUCACCUCCUAUCCCAUUUUACACUUCUGUGGCCGGGCGGUGCUGGAGGGGCUAUGGCUCCGUUUCCGUGGCGAGCAGGUGGAAUUGUGUGUGAGGCGUGAGCGGAGACGCAGGGUGUUGCAGACGCUUGUGUGGUUCACAAUCACACUCGUCCUCGCACUCUUCAUCCCCGACAUUGGCCGAGUCAUCUCCCUCAUUGGAGGCCUGGCAGCCUGCUUCAUAUUUGUCUUCCCAGGUCUGUGUCUGAUUCAGGCAAAGCUCUCAGAAACAGAGGUCCGAUCUGCUAGCUGGCAUGGGAUGGUGGUCUACGGUGUCAUCAUGGUAACCAUCGGCACUUUCGUCUUUGGCCAGACCACCGUCAAUGCAAUCUAUCAAGACUUCAUCCACUAUCCGGACAGCCAAUAGAAUUCUGACCAGGAAGACUCUUUGUUGGAGGAGGAGGAUGUAGGUCUAUGCUGCUAUUCUGAACUUUAUUGACUUAUAUCAGGAUGUGGAGGAUCCAACACACACAUGCAAACACACUCCCUCCUGUGACAUCUCCUGCAUGCCGCACGUCUCGUUGUCUCCCUGACGAUGAAACCGCUCCAUAGCAAGCACUCGUGUCACACAUGAAGCGAUGCUCUAGGAUUGGACGAGAGUCCCGAGCGCAACCACUGACAAUGACCUAACUUUUUUUUUUUAAGAUUAUGCAAAUGUUAUGUUGUUUUUAUUACAUUUUAUUGUGGGAACAGUCCUCAGUGUUUUCACCCCGUUGUGGGCUGCAGUACUAAAUCCAGCAUACACCAACCACUGCACUACAGGUGGCAUCCCAUCCCUCAAGAAACUGGGCAGUGAGAGAGGGUACCUCACUCUGAUGGGUGUUGUUACUGAUGAGUAAUGAACAUACUGUUUUAAGAAUGUGGCCAAACAUUUCCAUCCAUUUUUAUAGUAAUUUUACAAUUCCAAUGUUUAAGUGGUUUAAAGACGUAUCCUUCAACUGUAGUUCUGAAACCUGUGUAAUGUGGCAAGUGUAUUAUAAUUUUAAUCGAUUUUGAAUGCCUUUGAGAUUUCAGAAGUCUGGGGUCUCAGGCUGAUUCCUGUGGUUAAAAGAUUGUAUUGGGCCUAGCUUUAAACAGACAGAUAUUUUAAAUGUGCUUUACCAACAGAGAGAGAUUAGCUCUAGGCUACAGAAAGAGGUAAAGAACAAAAAUCUAUCAUGUUCGAAGGGAUUGUUCCUCAGGGCAGCAAUUACUAUUUUACAAUGACUUGAAUGAGAUUGGAAAUGCUUGAAAUUCAAUUACUUUUUGUUUUUAUUUGUAUUCUAUAAUUGGAGCCAAGGGAAAUCGUUUUUUUCUGAACUGAACCAAUUUAGUAAUCUGGUUGAACAAUAAGCAGUCUUAUAGUAUCAUGAAUUCUCCUGUUAUCAAUCUACAUUUUAAUAAACAUGAUGGUUUUGUCAUUGAA
This is a messenger RNA of Oncorhynchus nerka (sockeye salmon), 5858 nucleotides long. Its product is annotated as sodium-coupled neutral amino acid transporter 7-like. NCBI's taxonomy places the organism in Eukaryota, Metazoa, Chordata, Actinopteri, Salmoniformes, Salmonidae. Bases 3432 to 4820 code for a protein of 462 amino acids. Gene Ontology annotation, biological process: amino acid transmembrane transport. The record is from RefSeq and is a predicted model, not a curated record. The transcript has 11 exons. Gene Ontology annotation, molecular function: L-asparagine transmembrane transporter activity; L-glutamine transmembrane transporter activity.